GGCCCAGGACAGCGCCGACAUCCCACAAUGCAACACGUUCAACAGGGGUAAAGUGCGCCUGCGACCUCAGCUCUUCCUCUUUGGACCGACGUCUCCUCAGCAACAAUGGCUAAGCGCACCAAGAAGGUGGGGAUUGUGGGUAAAUAUGGCACGCGUUACGGCGCGUCGCUCAGGAAGAUGGUGAAGAAGAUUGAGAUCAGCCAGCAUGCCAAGUACACCUGUUCCUUCUGUGGCAAGACUAAGAUGAAGAGGAGGGCUGUUGGUAUCUGGCACUGUGGGUCCUGCAUGAAGACUGUUGCUGGAGGUGCCUGGACAUACAACACGACGUCUGCAGUCACAGUGAAGUCGGCCAUCAGGAGACUGAAGGAGCUGAAGGACCAGUAGACGGUUACUGGAGUCACAGUGAAGUCGGCCAUCAGGAGACUGAAGGACCAGUAGAGGGUUACUGGAGGGACCAGGCUGUUGUGUUGUUAAUCCCAAGCUGGACGCUGCCUCAUCAAACAUCCACCACAAUAAAAAGCAGUCGAGAGGAA
Oncorhynchus nerka (sockeye salmon) is the source of this 533-nucleotide messenger RNA. RefSeq names its product large ribosomal subunit protein eL43. The coding region runs from base 106 to 384 and encodes 92 amino acids. Gene Ontology annotation, biological process: translation. The record is from RefSeq and is a predicted model, not a curated record. Lineage: Eukaryota; Metazoa; Chordata; Actinopteri; Salmoniformes; Salmonidae. The transcript is spliced from 4 exons. Gene Ontology annotation, molecular function: structural constituent of ribosome. Gene Ontology annotation, cellular component: ribosome.